Molecule: messenger RNA, 2151 nt
Organism: Tyto alba (common barn owl)
Lineage: Eukaryota; Metazoa; Chordata; Aves; Strigiformes; Tytonidae
Product: butyrophilin subfamily 2 member A2
Exons: 4
Coding region: 1105-1785 (226 amino acids)
Molecular function (GO): protein binding
Source: RefSeq, a predicted model, not a curated record
CCUCUCCUACCUCAGCGUCUACAUUGAGACAGAAAAUGGCCCUGAAAUGGAGGGGGAAAAAAAAAAAAAAAAAAAAAAGGUGCAAUCUGAGGGUGCAGGAGGCGUCCGAGAGCGUCGCGGCCCCGUCUGCGGGUGGGAGAUUGAAGGUCUCCUCCCUCCCCAGCCGAUAAAAGCUGGCGGAGGCAGAGACGGGACCGAGCUUUGACUGAGCCUGUGCCAGAGAGGGGGGAAAAAAACUCCAAGAGAGAGGAAAAACUCCAAAAGAGGGGGAAAAAACCAAGCGGAAAGAACAGCUGGUGGAGGCAAAGCAACCAGAGGAACCCCAAAACGGCACCAAGGACAACCCCGAAAGGUUCGAGAGGGGGGGAAAUCCCAGCGUUGCCAGGUGGGUUACACCACCCUACUGUCUCUUUUUUGGGGGAAAAAGGGGAUUUUGAGCACUCUCCCCAUCCCAUCAACAAGGGAAGGAAAGCGGAUUUAUCCUUGCUUUGCCCUCAGGAUCUUUGUUUCGGAUUUAAAGGUGGUUCGAGGUGGUUGGUCGUGGUUAUUUGCUUCUUGUCUCCCCAUAACGAUCCAGGUGGGGAAAUUUGGGUGAGAAGCAGCACGGCUCCCGUUUAUGUCUUAAUUUAAAGCUGCUUUCCCCACCUUUUCCCCACUUUUAUCCAUCCGCCUGCUGCUUUCAUUCCCCUCUCUGCGGUUUUGUCGGGGAAAGCACGCGGGAAAGCAGCAACCUGUUGAUUUCUGAGUAUUGCAGCGUGGUUUCUUCAACAAUUUUGGGGCUUUAUUACAAAUUUUCAGUGCUCCUUACUGCGGGCAACUGCUUGUUUGCACUCAAAACCCCACGCUGGGUUUCAGAGGCUGGAUUUGAGGCCCUCUGACGCCAGCUCUUAUCUCCCCCGUGCACAUUUUUCCUGGGGCCAACCGCAAACUUCUCCACCUCUCGCAAGAUUUCUCUGGACGUGGGGAAGUUGGACUCUGCUUAUCUUAAUUAGAAGGAUUUUUUUAUUACUCAAAUAAACCUUAUUGGAUUUGAUUGCCCAAGAAAAUGCGUGGUGGAGGCAAAGAUGGAUUUAAGAUGGAUUCAUCCCUGAGCCAGCACAAGGAAUGGGGAUUUUGGGGUAUAAUCAUAUCUAUGAGCAGGGAGGGGAGGACGUCGCGGGCGCGAUGGCUUUCUUCCUCAAACCGCGGCCGCGCACGUGGGAUCUCGUCCUGGACUAUUCCGCAGCAAAACAGUUUGAAGUGGACGUGACCCUGGAUCCAGCCACGGCGGGUCCCGAGGUGAUCCUCUCUGAGGAUCUCAAAGAGGCCACCUGGGGUAGACCUGGAUGCCGGUGGCCUGAAGGGCCGAGGCAGUUUGACACGGAUCCGUGCAUGUUGGGCAGCCAGGGCUUCACCUCAGGCCGUCACUACUGGGAGGUGGAGGCGACUGGGCGCUUCUGGGCCGUUGGGGUGGCCCGCGAGUCGAUUCGGAGGAAAGGCCGGGUCCUCUUCAAGCCCAACACCGAGAUUUGGGGCUUGCAGAAAUACGAUGAGCUCUGCGUGGCCCUCACGGCUCCUUCCAACACCUCCGUCCCGCUCCUCAACGGGGAGAUCGGGGUCUACCUGGACUACGAGGUGGGACAAGUCUCCUUUUACGCUGUCGGCAGCCGCCAACGCAUCUUCACCUUCCCCGUGGGCUCCUUCCGUGGAGAAAAGGUCUUGGAGUCAUUUCCACCUCAGCUCAUGGUCCUGCCUCCGUCUUCGAUGGCUCCAGUUUGGGUUGUAUCCAGGGGGUUUUGGGUCUGAGCUCGGCGCAGCUCAUCCCACUGUUGUUAAAUUCAUCAAAAGCUCGUUAACGGGAGCGGGGCUUCACCGAGGUGGUUUUGAGGUGAAAACCUGGGUUUUCCUCUCAAACUCAGCCCCUUCUGAAGAUGUCUUUUACUGACCUCAGUGCCCACCAUUGUCUGGGCUUCCAACCCAAAUUAAAAAUCUUAAUUUUGCCAGGUUUUUUGUCAAUACCAGCUGCUACCUCGGUUUAUUUUCUCACUGUGAGGAUGUGCUCGUGCUUGCUUACCCCCCCACCCCGUUUUCUUCUGCUUUUCCCCCCGCCUAGGAUAUAUUUCUGUGUAAUUAAUGUGCGAUUAAUUAUAAAUGUGCUCAGAAUAUACCACA